This is a messenger RNA of Drosophila eugracilis, 1402 nucleotides long. It is a transcript of the gene twf, whose product is annotated as twinfilin. The record is from RefSeq and is a predicted model, not a curated record. The transcript is spliced from 4 exons. Gene Ontology annotation, molecular function: actin filament binding; actin monomer binding. Gene Ontology annotation, cellular component: myofibril; actin filament; cytoplasm. The coding region runs from base 68 to 1096 and encodes 342 amino acids. Gene Ontology annotation, biological process: barbed-end actin filament capping; regulation of lamellipodium assembly; actin filament depolymerization. Lineage: Eukaryota; Metazoa; Arthropoda; Insecta; Diptera; Drosophilidae.
UUUUGGUCACACUCGUUGUGAGUAAUAAUUUUUCGGAAAUAUAAUAUUUAUUUCAGCUGUUUUCCAAAUGUCUCACCAAACGGGUAUUCGAGCCAACGAACAGUUAGCCAAGGUGUUCGGCAAAGCGAAAAGUGGUAAAUUUCGUGUGAUAAAAGUUUCGAUCGAGAAUGAGCAGCUCAGUUGCAGUGCCACGGCGGAAACGAAAAAGGACUGGGAACGUGACUACGACAAGUUGAUAGGACCUCUGCUGGAAAAGGAUGUUCCCUGCUAUAUUCUCUACCGCUUGGACGCUAAGAUUCCUUUGGGCUACAGUUGGUUACUGAUCAGCUGGACACCGGAUACGGCGAGCAUUCGGCAAAAGAUGGUAUAUGCCUCCACAAAGGCCACGUUAAAAACGGAGUUUGGUUCGGCCUACAUCACCGAGGAGCUGCAUGCCACCACAUUAGAUGAGUCCACUCUGGAAGGAUAUCGCCGUCACAAGCAGGAAUUUGCCGCUCCCGCUCCUUUAACCACCAGAGAGGAAGAGCUAAAGGAACUUCGGAAAACUGAGGUUCACACCGAGAUCAACACAAAUACCAGGCACCAAACUCUGGGCGGGAUUAACUGCCCCCUGAGCGAGCCGACUGUGGCUGCCAUUCAGGAUCUCGUGCGUGGCAAAUACGAUUACCUGCAGUUCCGAAUCGAUCUGGAAGAGGAGAAAAUCCAUGUAUCGCAUGCAGCCAGAGUGGAACUCGCUGAUCUGCCGAAGCAAGUGCCCGAGGAUCAUGCCCGCUACCACCUCUUUAUGUUCCGGCACACGCACGAGGGUGACUACUUCGAAUCGUACGUGUUCGUUUACUCUAUGCCGGGAUAUUCUUGCUCUGUUCGCGAGCGCAUGAUGUACUCCAGCUGCAAGGCUCCCUUCCUCGAAGAGCUAGCAGCUCUUGGCGUGGAGGUCGUGAAGAAGCUGGAAAUCGACAGCGGCAGCGAGUUGACCGAAGCCUAUCUACAGGAUGAGCUGCAUCCGAAGAAGAUCCUGCACCGACCGGCUUUCGCAAAGCCCAAGGGGCCACCAAACCGAGGCGCCAAGCGCCUUACGCGUCCCACCGAGGACUAAGUCUGAAAACCGAUCCCAUCGAGUCAAUUCUAUUUAUCCACCUUUAACCUACUGUUUCCUGGCAGAGCAUUUAAUUUAUUGUAUCCAAACGAGUUCCGUGUUCAUUUCCUUCUUGUUGUGUCUUUCUGUCGUCUGUAUCAUAUGUGUGUCCGUACGCCAAACGAUAUCUUUAGAGGCACUAGGCAUCAACUGAAACAUCGCAUAGCAGCCGCCAAUGUGGGCUUCCUUAAAUGUGUACUUGUCUAUGUUACUUUAGAUGGACAUAUUUGCAAUUUAUUUAAAUUAAAAAAAACUCAACUAAGUCUA